GUGAGCUGUGAUUGGUCACAGCUUGUCACAUGGUACAAGGCUGCUGUGAAUAGCCCUGUACCAUGUGAUCUCUGUGAUCAUUCACAGAUUUCAUACGUAGUAAGCAAUGAUGUCAAAAGUGACAUCUUGCUUACUACUCUUCAUGUGAUCACUGAUUGGCCAAUCACAAUCUUUACCCCAGGCCUGUUUGAACUUCUUUUACAAUACAUCAUUUCUGGCAGCUGGGACUUUGUGUGUUCUCUGCCUACCAGACCACGCUGCACCUACUCAACACUU
Molecule: messenger RNA, 276 nt
Organism: Staurois parvus
Lineage: Eukaryota; Metazoa; Chordata; Amphibia; Anura; Ranidae
Source: the annotation of a GenBank genome assembly